Haemonchus placei is the source of this 222-nucleotide messenger RNA. Lineage: Eukaryota; Metazoa; Nematoda; Chromadorea; Rhabditida; Trichostrongylidae. The record is from the annotation of a GenBank genome assembly.
AUGUCAAUAAUGAUAAUGAUAUAUGUAUGCUCAUCGCGGGAACUUAACAAUCAGGUUGCUGCAAAUUGGGGUUGCUGUCUCGGAAUACAACAUCAGGUGAGACAUAGUGCGCCAGGAGGCGAUGUCGAUGCUUCUAUCAUUCCGACGCUGACGCAAGCAUCGACCAUCGGUCAAUAUCCCGAAGACAGAUUGGUGCUAAUUUUAAAUCGUUUGAAACACUGA